AUGGAAAUUUCACAUGAUGCUCCUAUUGUUGCUGAUCCUAGGGAGGUUUACGAAUCUCCCUGUUUCUGCCACGUGAAUGAAUAUGACGCAACACAGAAUGCAACUGUUACCAUGAGACUAAAAGAUAUUACAGCAGAAGAAUGUGAGGUAAAAGGAGGAGAAGCUGUCGGACUUCAAUGUCAUUUCAAGCCAGAUGUCUACAUGUUAUCCGUACUUUUGACAUUCGGCACAUUCGCUUUGGCAUACGGCUUGAAUCGUUUUCGAAAUUCAAAGUAUUUCUUGUCAGCAGUGAGUUCUCAUUUUUUUUUGCUAGAAUGCAUCAGCAAAUAUAAGCAUAAAAUUUUAUAUUCCAAUGAUAAUUUCUGAGA
Molecule: messenger RNA, 368 nt
Organism: Strongylus vulgaris
Lineage: Eukaryota; Metazoa; Nematoda; Chromadorea; Rhabditida; Strongylidae
Source: the annotation of a GenBank genome assembly